AUGACCGCUGACGAACGUAACGACUCUCAAACGACCAUACCGCUACCGCCUGCAGCAGUCGAGACUACUGGCAGACGACCUGAACGUGAGAAGCAAACUGCCCCUGUUAAUUCGAAGGAUGUCGAGGACAAACCGUACAGCAUAUACUCAUAUAGGGAGAAGUGGUUUAUCGUCUCGGUAGCCUCAGUGGCUGGUAUCUUCAGCCCAUUUACUGCCAACAUUUAUUUUCCCGCUAUCCCAACUAUUGCCGUGGCUUUCAACAAGUCAACGGAGUUAAUCAACUUAACGGUCACCGUCUACAUGGUACUUCAAGGUGUCACACCUAUGUUUUGGGGUACCAUGGCCGAUCGGCUUGGACGAAGACCAAUAUUUUUGGCGUGCAUCCUCGUCCUUGCGCUAGCUUGUGUCGGACUGGCACUUACGCCCACCAAUGCGUAUUGGCUUUUGAUGCUCCUUCGUUGUGUGCAGGCGGCCGGAUCUGCUAGUACCAUCGCUCUUGGUGCUGGUGUGAUUGGAGACAUUGCUACGCCUUCUGAGCGUGGAGGGUUUUACGGCUUGUUCAAUAUCGGACCUAUGGUUGGCCCCUGUAUUGGACCCGUUCUAGGCGGUAUCCUUGCUCAGGAACUUGGGUGGAGGUGGAUCUUCUGGUUCUUGUGCAUACUGUCCUCUGCAUGCCUUGUUUUUAUGCUGCUCUUUCUACCGGAGACGCUCCGGCGCUUAGUCGACGAUGGCAGCGUUAUGCCGUCGAAGAUCUAUCGCCCUUUGAUCCCUCUGGUGGGUCGAGGACGUAUUUCUCUGUCCAAGGAAAGGCCACCUCCUCGCCCAUUUCGAAACCCUCUAUGGCUCUUCACUUACCCCGACGUCCUGAAUCUUUUGGUCCUCAACGGGUUUCUGUAUGCCGCAUUCUACGCCAUCAUUGCGACCAUAUCCACUCUCUUUGAGGAAGUGUACCCUUGGCUUACGGAAACCGAGAUCGGGCUGUGUUACCUUGCUCCGGGCGGUGGCAUGAUGCUAGGCUCCGUUCUCAUUGGCAGGCUGCUGGACAGGGACUACAAACGCUUCAAGAAUCUGCUCAAACAGGGGUCUGGAACAGACCGAGAGAAGGCUGCAGUACACGAGGGUGGCUCGGCAGACGUAAACUUUCCUGUGGAGAAAGCUAGACUACGGAUUGUUCCGAUUCUCGUCCUUCUCAAUGCCGCUGCGUGUUUCGGCUACGGAUGGUGCCUUCAGAAAGAAGUUAAUCUCGCUGGUCCGCUUCUAUUAAGCAUGCUUCAGGGCUUCGUGGCAGUUGCCAUCAUGAGCGCCCAACAAACGCUGUUGGUGGACUUAGUCCCUACACAGAGCUCCUCCGUUACUGCAUGCAAUAACAUAGUUAGAUGUUCUCUAGGGGCGAUUUCCGUCUCUGUCAUAGACAUCAUGCUCAAAGCCAUCAGGCCUGGCUGGACUUACACGAUAUACGGUUUCAUUUGCCUCCUCACUGUGCCCAUGACUUACCUUGCAAUUCACAUCGGCCCAAGAUACCGCGCAAAAAGAUACGCACGGGAGUAA
Messenger RNA from Coniophora puteana RWD-64-598 SS2, 1548 nucleotides. RefSeq names its product MFS general substrate transporter. The record is from RefSeq and is a predicted model, not a curated record. The transcript has 9 exons. NCBI's taxonomy places the organism in Eukaryota, Fungi, Basidiomycota, Agaricomycetes, Boletales, Coniophoraceae. Bases 1 to 1548 code for a protein of 515 amino acids. Gene Ontology annotation, biological process: transmembrane transport. Gene Ontology annotation, molecular function: transmembrane transporter activity.